CGCGAUUUUCCCAGGCCUGUGUGAGCGUGUGCGUGUGCGUGAGGAGAGAGUCAAUCAAUCCGAGCCUGUCUGAGAGCAACCUUAAGCUCAACCUUGGGAAGCUGUGCACCACCACCACCGACAGCCUGCACGACGACACGCCCCACGUCCAUUCCCAUUUCCCCUCCUUUUCCCAGCCGUGCAAGACACCGUACACAUCUUGGUGCCCUGUCAGACUCGUCUCUUCUGACCGUCUUGCCGGCCCCAAUUGACUGACUGACUGACUGACUGCCUGCUCCUCUUUUCUCUGCCCGCGUCUUCAAGCUCCAUCCCACCACACAACACACCCACGCACAAAGUGCAUUGAGACGCGUGCUCUCGAGGUCGGCCAUCACGCUGCGUCACACCUGCGCCUGCCAACACACCGGCAGUCCUUCCGUUGCGGCCACAUACCCACCGUCCCACCUGCCAACAAGCCUCCUCCUCUCGCAGGAGCAGCUCUUUCGACGCGACUCGACCCCCGCAAAUAGCAUGUUGACAUAGAACACCAUUCUUACAUGGCAGCUGUAUCCAUACCACCCUCGCCCGUCCCCUCCUAUCCCUCCAUCAUGUCCACCUCCACCAGCCGGGUCCCUCUGUCCUCCAACCCGAAUGUCGCCAACUCCCCCAUCCGAAACUCGGCCCUCGCCGCCGCCCUGAGCAAGCAGAGACAGCAGAAGAGGGCCUAUGCCAGCCUGCAGAGGGAGGAACCCUAUGGGCAGCCACCUCCCACAAAGAAGCAGAUGCUCAAUGACGGCACCGAGAAGCCUGCGAGGUCCCCCGUCAGGCAGGUCAAGGUCGUCCGCCGGGACCCAACCAGGGCACACAAGGACGACAAGACUUCCCACGAGAGGAUAUCAAAGUCUCAGCGGGAGGAGGAGAGGGCUCGCGUCCACCAGUGGAAAGAGGCCCAGCGCCGCAACUUUCCCGGCUUCGUUUUUUACUUCGAGAGCGUCCCCAACGAGCAGAGGGCAAAGAUCGUGAAGCAGCUGGCCCACUGGGGUGCUCGGGAAGAGAAGUUCUUCUCCAAGGACAUCACGCAUGUUAUCACCACGCGUCCGAUCCCACCUGCGAAAAAGACUUCUGGCCCCGACGCCGCCCACCACACCGCAGACCAAGACAAUGACCGACGCGGCCAGUAUGAUAUGCCACGGACUAUUGAUCCGUCUCUGCUCAGCCGCGACACAGGCACCAAGGAUGUGAGGAGGAGGCUUUUUGAGAGCGCCGGCCGCAAGCUGCCGGCUCCUGCCCCGGCCGAGGACAACCUUCUCCGCCAGCCAACAGCUGCUCGGAAGACGGACAUACUGGUGCGAGCACGGGAGAUGGACAAGAAGAUCUGGGCCUUCAGCAAACUGGUCAAGAUCCUGGAGAUGCUGAAUGAUCCGGACCCGUUCGGAACCGCCGCUGCCCCCAAGGCUGCCGAGGAGGCCAACCUCGCCCAGCUCCUGAACAAGGAACGGACCAGCGGUCCCUCCGACAGAGACCCAACCGUGGCAACAAAGGAGCUCGUCUUUUUCAAGGGGCCUUAUAUCUAUGUCUAUGACAUUGAGGAGAAACAGAAGCCUAUCAUGGUCAGAGAGUAUGCCAAGGUUGCCGAUAAGAAGGACGGGGACUGGCCACAAUUUCGAUCAACCCAAAAUGGCCGUUGCCCCUUCGUGGAGGACGACGAGCUGAGUGAGCGGAAACGUCAGGCCGAGAAGGCCGCGAGGGACAAGGAGCGCCAGGAGAGAGCUGCCAAGGACGCGGCGACCACGCUGAAGCCGGCCGCCACCGCGAAUGCAAAGUCUGCCGUGCCCAAACGCACCCUCACGGAGAUGGAGGAUGGGCACAACGUCCGGUCCACCUCACGGGUCCCCGACGUUUUUGAUCUCGCCAAAGCUGCCAACCCCCCGGCCAUUGACUUCCACAAGCCUCAGGCCUUUACCAGUCGUGCUCGCUCCGCCCGUCUCCUUGCCGGUGAGCCCGUCGCGUCUGGCGUACAGAAGUCCAACAUCACCUCUGCGAUCCGAUCUCAGAUGAUCUCGUCCGCGAGUGGUAUCCGCGGAGCCAAGGCAGGAACCAGCAAGGAGCUCUAUGGUCUCCAGCGCCAGGUCCUCGAGAAGAGCAACGCGCCGUCUGCCAACCCUACCUCCCAGGACACGAGCUCGCGCCGCCUGGCCGAGAUGAGUCUCGACACAAGCAACAACCAACGGUCAGCAAGCCUCGGCGUAAGCUCCCGCAAGCUGGCCCAGAUCGAGGAGCGGUCAAAGGAGCACAAGAGGACCCUGAGUGCCCCAGCCAACAAGCCCAAGAAGCGCGAUUUGAAGCCAGGGUACUGUGAGAACUGCCAGGACAAGUUUGCCGAUUUCGACGAGCACAUUGUCUCGAGGAAGCAUCGAAAAUUCGCCGAGAAUGAUGUCAACUGGACCAAAUUGGACGCACUUCUCAGUCAGCUCGAGCGGGUCCCAAAGUACUCCGAUGAACUCGGCGAGGAGCACUCUGACUGGUGACGGCCUCAAACCCAUUUCAAGCCCAACACCAUGUCAUAUCCGCAACGCCAUCCGGUCUCCAUGCGACCAUCGCUUCACUUGCUCCAACACAUUGCUCCGGCAUCAAAAAAGCAUAUUGCGCGCUGCGGCUUUCGUACUGCCCCGUCGGCGUCUCAUACUCCAAUUUGCGGGACCUUUGACCGAUUCUCGUUUGUUUUAUUUGAUUCCUGCGUUGGUAAAUGCAAUUCAACGCUCCUUCGAAGCAUUUACGGGGAUGGGAUUGCGAUGAUACCUCAUCAUGAGACACGUUACUGCAACACAUUUUGUCGCCUUUUUUUAUUUUGGCUCGCUCGCCCGCACAUUUUUUGUGAUGCAUGCUUCGUGCGGAGCAUGAGCGGGAUUCGACAGGCCGGAGUAGCGCGAUGGUGCAGCGCACGAGGGGGGGUGUUAAUGGAGUUUCUUCUUGGCAGAUACUUGCUUAGAUUCGAACAAUGGCAUGGAGGGUAUAGGGCGAGACGACAUGGUCGAGCUGGCCAAAAAGCCUCUGGUACUGGACCGCGGGGGCUCUUCUGGGUCCAAUCAACCUGUCACAUGGAUCAUGGUCUUAUUAGCUAUACAGCAGGAAGAGGCUGGCAAGACGCGCAGGCUCUCGGUUGCGCGCACAGUACGAGAGUCUAUGUAUAUUAAGCCGUAUUCAUAUACUGUGUCGAGGAUAUGAACAUACAAUCAAGCAUCUUCAAAUGA
Molecule: messenger RNA, 3230 nt
Organism: Diaporthe batatas
Lineage: Eukaryota; Fungi; Ascomycota; Sordariomycetes; Diaporthales; Diaporthaceae
Product: protein serine/threonine kinase activating protein DBF4
Exons: 3
Coding region: 537-2507 (656 amino acids)
Biological process (GO): regulation of cell cycle phase transition; positive regulation of nuclear cell cycle DNA replication
Cellular component (GO): nucleus; Dbf4-dependent protein kinase complex
Molecular function (GO): zinc ion binding; protein serine/threonine kinase activator activity; nucleic acid binding
Source: RefSeq, a predicted model, not a curated record